AUGGUAUCCGAAUCGGAACUCAUCGACCGCCUCCGCCAGUUCCUCGGUAGCUCCGACCUUAACACUACCACAACCUCCACCGUCCGCCGUCAGUUAGAGAGCGAUUUCGGAAUCGAUUUGUCUGAUCGAAAAGCGUUCGUUAGAGAACAAGUAGACUCGUUCCUUCAAAGCGUUAACCAACAUCAAGAAGAAGAUGAACCGCAAAACGACGACGCUGUUGAAGAUGCGGGUAAACCAGAACCAAACCAAGGUUCUGGUUCGAAGGAAGAAACCGAAGAAGAAGGUGGUGAUAAUGAGGAAAAGGAAGAGGCGGAAGAAAAACCUAAGCGAACCAGAAGUGUGAAGAAGAAGAAGAAGAAGACCAAGAGUAAAAAACGAUCUAACAAGUCAGGUGAUGAGGUAGUAAAGAAAAAAGGUGGCGGUGGUUUGAAUAAAACUUGUAGCCUGUCUCCACAACUUCAGGAAGUCACUGGAGCACCAGAGAUGGCUAGGACUGAGGUUGUUAAGCAAUUGUGGGCCUAUAUUAGGGAGAAAAAUUUGCAAGACCCGGCCAAUAGGCGAAAUAUCAAUUGUGAUGGACCACUGCGUGCUCUUUUUGGUGUCGAUUCCAUCAAUAUGCUCCAAAUGAAUAAAGUAUUGUCAAAGCAUAUCUGGCCACUGGACUCGGAUGAUGUUAUCCAGGUGAAGUCGACGCCAAAGGAAAAGCAGAAGAAGAAAAAGAGAGAAGAUGAUGAUUCAAAUGAGCCGAAAGGAAAGGAAAAACGGCAGAAGGGAGGAUCUGGAAAAGGUUUGCUGGUUCCACUUCAACUAUCUGAUGCCCUUGCGAAGUUCCUUGGAGAAAGUGAACUAUCAAGAUCUGAAGUCAUUAAAAGAAUGUGGGAUUAUAUAAAAGGAAACAACCUUCAGGAUCCUUCUAACAAGAGGCAAAUAAUAUGCGACGAAAAGUUGAAAGAACUCUUUGGUGUUGACUCCUUCAAUGGCUUCACCGUUACAAAACUUUUGGUGCCUCAUUUCAUAAAGACAUAG
Vicia faba (fava bean) is the source of this 1026-nucleotide messenger RNA. NCBI's taxonomy places the organism in Eukaryota, Viridiplantae, Streptophyta, Magnoliopsida, Fabales, Fabaceae. The record is from the annotation of a GenBank genome assembly.